GAGAGAGAGAGAGAACUGUAAUUGAAAGAGGGCUGAGAGAGAAAAAGGAAGAGACAGAGGAGUAUAGUUGAAGAAGAAGCGCGAGAGAGCGAGAGAGAUUAUAGUUGAGGAGGAAGAAAGAGAAGAGAGAGAGAGAGAGAGAGUGGAGUUGAAUAAGUGAGAAGGAGAGAGAAACUACUUGUUGAUACAAUAAUUAAGCAGCCGUGAAAGAAGCACCUGCUUCUUUUGUUUUCCCUUUUUGCCCUCGUGCUGUUGACGUGUUUAAAAUAGAUAUUUCGUAAUUCACUCAGUUUGGCACUGUGUAUGGGACAGAUCUUGCCAGGGAUACGUCGGUUUUUAGAGAUGAGGAGGGAUGAAUUUACUCGUUGCAUCUCUAUCAGUGAGAUGAUUGACCCCGAGAGCAAAGGCAACACUGUGAUUAAAGAUGGAGAUAUGUCAUAUAACACAGAAACCUACAAAGAGUUACAUGAAAUUCUACGUCCCAGUAACGUCGAUCAAUAUGGCUGGGUGUUCACUUUUCAUUCGAUGCCGGGACAAUAUGAUGAAGUCUACCCUGGAAUUCUUUUAGGAAACAGAACGGGGGCUUUGAACAAAGUGGCCUUGAAGAAAGAAGGUGUGACCCAUGUUUUGAACUGUGCCUGUGGAUCAAGAUUCAACAUGAUUAACACAGAUGAAGGAUAUUAUGAGGAUCUUUCCAUUAAGUUUCUGGGAAUCCCCGCUAUGGAUUUUCCAACAUACAAACUCAAUCAAUUUUUUCAGGUGGCAGCAGAUUAUAUUGACCAGGUUCUUAAACAUAAUGGUAAAGUCUUUGUCCACUGCCAGAUGGGGGUGAGUCGAUCUGCUGCUUUAGUAAUCGCAUUUCUUAUGCUGAAACACAGAAUGGAUGUCGUCGAAGCCGUUAGCACUCUGAAAAGCAAACGUGAUAUUUUCCCUAACGAUGGUUUUCUGAAACAGUUGUGUGUACUCAACCGGGAACUCCAUGACUGCCACAGAUAACUUUAUGCUGCUGCCUAUGAACAACCAAUUUCCUUAUCAGUCAUGAGAUGCCAAUUCUUUUCUGCUCUGCAUGUGCAGCCAGCUGUGGCUUUUCACCAGAAACAUUCUACUAAUGCAUGCUGCACCCAGUAAUCUGCUCUAGAUGCACAAUGUUUAUUUCCAGUUACUGCUGAGAUGCUCGCGAUCAUCUGCAUGGUUAUACAUAUUUAUUAUUAUACAUAUUUUUGAUUUCAUUUCCAAACGCAGUAAUUAUCUUGCAAAUGCACUUUGUAUUGGAAAUUUCCUGCUAAUAUUGGCACAAUCUGAAGAAAGCUUAACAUGCAGGUAUAUUAUGACAAAAGGGGCAGACAACUGUUCAGUUUAUUUUUUAUCCCAGUUUUACGCCUUGGCCAACCGGACAAGGUAGUUUUUAUAUGUCCAUUACUAGUUAAUAUUUCUCAACUGUUUUAUAAACAUUCUUUUUAAUACCUCCACAUCUUUAACCUUAAAUAUUAAAUAUCUAUACCAUUGUUUAAGCCUAUAUUGUAUACGAAAGUCUCGGUUCGACUAUUUUGACAUAGGCGCAAAUAACACACUGAGUUACUUCCCUUGAUUUUUCUAUCUUAUUCUUUCCAUUCUUUUGGAGAUAUAAAUAUUUCCAUGCAUAUAUUUUGCUAGGAAUGCGAAAAUGUUUAAAUAUUGUCUUUUUAUUCCCCAUAAAUCUUUGAUGUACUGAUAAUUUAAAUUCUCUAAUAUAAUCACUUAAACCUUUUGAUAUUUGAAAUUAAUCAAAUUAUAUCCUGUAAAUGAAAAGGGGAAAACAAUUUCGAAAUACAUAUAUAUAUAUAUGUGUAUAUAUAUAUAUAUGCCAACUAUAACUAUGUUAUUAUUUUUCUAUAUGAUCAUCAGUUAAAAUAAAGAAAUUCUUCAUUGCUGAACAACAAAAUUAUUUCUAUAUUUUCUCCUCAAUUAUAUAAGAUAUAUAAUUUUUUACUAUCUAUUCUUAAUUUUGAAACGAUUAUAACAACAUUUUAAUAAUUCUCAACUUUUGUCAAAUUUAUCGAGAAACUUAGUAUCUUGUCAACAAACUUUGACUAUCUUCAAGAGCUGGUUUGUCAAAAAAUUUACUGCCUUUUUCAAGAAUUCUGCUAUUUAUUUUGAGAACAUGUCAAGAAACCUACUGCCAUGCUCUAAAACUCCUGUUCUAUCUAAAAUCUUCAUUGACGUUUUAAUAAACCCAUUUUCCAAGAAGCGAAAACAAUCUUGUAGCUUCAUAAGAAUUUAUAACUUACCAUGUAUCUUCAUUUCCUGUCAGCAAGUUCCUUACCUUUGAUCACAACUUUGUUAACCGUUUUAGUAUUUUAUUAAUAAUUCUUGUGUUCAGGAUAUCUGGUAGUGUGUUCAUGACAAUUCUAUGAAUUUGUGUGUUAAACAUCUUAGGGAGCUUCUCUCAAGUGACUAUAUCUUGUCAAUCUCUGAAAAGUAUUGUUGAUUUAAUUCUGAUAAUUUAAUCAAGGAUAAGAUAAACAUGAAUUUAUUUGAUUGUAUUUUAUUCAGUAAAAAAGCAACAUCUCAUGAUGUAUAAUGGAAGUGUCUGUGUACAGUUUGAGGGCCAUCUUGAGCUAAUUGAUAUUUAAAUCUUAAAAGGUGGUGAGCUGGCAGAAACGUUAGCACGCCGGGCGAAAUGCUUAGCGGUAUUUCGUCUGUCUUUACGUUCUGAGUUCAAAUUUCGCCAAGGUCGACUUAGCCUCUCAUCCUUUCAGGGUCAAUAAAUUAAGUACCAGUUACGCACUGGGGUUGAUGUAAUCGUCUUAAUCCCUUUGUCUGUCCUUGUUUGUCUCCACUAUGCUUAGCCCCUUGUGGGCAAUAAAGAAAUAAGAAUCGUUAGCACGCCGGGCGAAAUGCUUAGCAGUAUUUUGUCUGUCUUUACGUUCUGAGUUCAAAUUCCGCCGAGGUCGACUUUGGCUUUUAUCCUUUCAGGGUCAAUAAAUUAAGUACCAACUGCAUACUGGGGUUCAGCUAAUCGACUAGCUCCCUUGCCCAAGAAUUUUGGCCCUUGUGCCUAGAGUAGAAAAGAAUAUAUUUUCAUCCUACCUUAUAAAUUAGAUUACAUAGAAUAUCAAAUUUAAUUAUACUAAUUAUCAAAUUUAAUUAUACUUAAUGAUGAUGAUGUUGGGAGUGUGACAUUAAAAUAGAAAAAUAGGAUUUAAAUGACGGCCCUUGAAAAAUGAUAAUUUCAGAUUUCUUUCUGGAAAUGCUUAUAGUUUCAAGACUUUAAAGCAAGCAAUGUUAUGUUUUUCCUGUUUCAGAAUUAGAAAACAUUGUAUGGGUUUAUUUUCAAGUAAAAAGUCUUCUUUUCUUGAAUUCUAUGUGAUCUAGAACACAUAUAUUUCUUAGCAUUCAGAACACAUAUAUCUCUAGAACAUUCUCUCAAAUGUAAUAUUUAUUUAUUUACAUUCUUUCGAAUUAAUCAUGGAUUAUCUCAUAGCUUCAAGAUUUUGAUGUAAAUUAUGUUUUUAGCAAGACAUUGUACGGUAGGUGUGAGAGGUCAGAUCUGGCAGAACAUAAAACAGGCUUGAAUCAGCCAGCUUAAAUGCUUUAUAAAGAAUUUAUAUCUAGAUCAUACUUAGUGCUCAAGAGAAUGUUGGGAUAAGGGUUUAAAUUUUAUCUUGCUCAAGGUGACCCCAAACUGUAAGUGGAUACUAUUGGCAUAUAGAUAUCAUGGGAUAUUACAUGUUCAUUAAAUAAAAUACAAUCACAUUUCUUUCAUUGUUGAUUAAACUAUGAAUGAUAUAUCAGAAACAUUCUUGAAAUUGGCAGCAUGUAGUCACAGACUUUCAUGUUAUAUCAAUCAAAAUACUUUGCUUUCCCCCAUCUCUCUCUCUCUCUCUCUGUGAGAGAGGCUCCCUAGGCCCUUGAGCUUAAGAAGUCUCAAUAAAAACCAAGUCUCCCUUAAAUCAUAACCUGUUGUCUGAAAUGAGGAAGGAGACAUUAGGUAAUAUAUGCCUACAGACUGCUAAAAGAAAGGUGGUAGGGACAGGAUUCGAAUACUUCUGAUCAUCUGUUUAAACAACAAGUCUCUCUCUCUCCUUCUCCUCUCCAUUUCUCUUCUCUUUCCCUUUCUAUUCUCCUCUCUCUCACCUCUCCCCACUCUAUGUCAUUCUCCUCUCUGAGAUCGUUGCAUUUAUAGUUAUUGAUAGGCUCAGAGAUGGAUGAAAAGCUUUUGGCCUACAAAGAAUUGUCUGACAGUAAUUUAAAAUACCAAAUAGACUCAACAGACUAAUAAACUGCAUUUAUAUAACAUUUCUCUGUCGUUAUUUAAACUGGGUGAUAAAUCCAGCGAUAUUUGAUAAUUAUAAAAAUAAAUUUUCAAUUUCUUCUGAAAUCAAAUUAGUAGUCUUUGAGCUCACUUUUUAUGUAAUAUACUGCCAUGUAUAACUUGGUCUGAAACAUCAGUACAUCUUUGCCACAUGUUUUAUGAUUACAUGGAGGCACACACACACACACAGAUGGACAUUCCUGAACAGACACACAGAUAUAUACAUGUACACAUAUAUUUUCCCUCUCAUUUUAAAUUGUCUAAUCUAUUUUCUUUAUAAAUGGAAAGAAAGGAACUUGUUGCUGUUUACAAUUUAUUUUGAUCUGAUUGCAAGCUCUGAAUAAAAAAAAAAAGGGAAACAUGUAUCUUCCAUCUCGCAAUUGUCAAAUUUAAUAAGAAAAAGAAAUGUAUUUUUAUUAGAGAUAAAUCUAUACGAUAACAAUUGGUAAACAAAAGAGUUUCUUUUGUAAACAAAAAUUAUAUUUAUAUUUUAUUUUGUUUAUACGACAAAUAAACUGAGAUCAUUCACGUUUCAUACUUGUCAAUCUUUUAAUCUCUUAACCCUUUAAUUAUGGCAGUUGUCAGUUAGUGAUUUGCCAAAAGCAUGCUGAGAGGAAUGGAAGUCAUUAAGAAAUGAUGCAGAUUGUCAUAACAUUUGUUUUUAAUGUAUAAAAAUUCAAUUUUUAAAUAUUAUAAAUUUUCAUAUUACACUAUUAAUUCAUAUUACUAAUUUUCAUAUUUUUUUAAUUUUCCAACCAAGGUGAUAAUGCCCAAAUAUUAAUUAAUGUACCUAAAAAAAAAAAAUAAGCAGUCAAAGGUUUGCAUACAUAUACAUGCAUGUGUGUGUGUGUGUGUAUGCAUGUAUGUGUAUGUAUGUAUGUGUGUGUGUGUGUGUAUAUAUAUAUAUAUAUAGGAAUACAAAAAAUGGGACAAGAAUGUAAAACAUCCAGACAGAUGAUACAAAAAAGGGACAAGAAAAAACAAGGAUGGGUCAUUCGGAGCUUUCUUUCCUCAGUCAAGUUCCAGAUUAUCUUUGCAAUUUUGGCUGGUUAUACUCAAGAUUGCUCCAAUAUGGCCAGCCCUAAGGAAAAACUAAGCUAAAAACACUAGAUUCCUUGGAAGAAAGCAGCGAAUGUAUACAAAAACAAGGACGGAAAAAAAAAGGAGAAAUGGUACACAAAUACAAAUGCAAAUAACAGGACAUAACAAUAAGUGUCUUUCGACUAAGGAAGAAUUAGACCAAUGUUACUGGAAGAAAAUUAUAUUUGUUAAACAUUAUUGGUUGGUAUAUUUCAUUAAACAUUUGAAUACAUUUUAAAGAAUUUACUUUUUAUUUGUGUAAAGAAAAUUAUAAUGCUGAUGCCUGGUUACAAAACGUUUCAUAUAUAUAUAUUUUCUUUCUGAAGAAUGAAAUCUUUAUAAUUAACCCUUUAGCAUUCAAAUUAGUCUAUCAAAUGUAAUGCUUAUGUAUUCAUGCUGUUUUGAACUAAUCCUGCAUCAAUCACACACACACACACACACACUCACUCAUAAGUAAUCAAUCAAAAUUCAGGAAAAGUGAUAAUUAAAGUGUAUUUAUUCAUAUGGAAUAAAUACUUUUCCAUCUCUCACUUCUGAUUUUUAAAUUAUUUUUACGCUCCAGUUGCGUUUCUUGGAUUUUCAGAUGCGAAGUAACAUUAACUUGCAUUAUAAACUUAAAUUUAAUUGCUAUGCUACCUGAUAGCCAGACACCAGCUGGAGUGCUUACUGUGAGUUACAUUUGAUUCUCUGAAUCCAUUUUUUUUCAUUUGUGUGUGUGCGUGUGUGUGUAAAUGAAUCUAACAAAAAAUAAAUUUUUGAAUUUGUAGCAAAAAUUCUUCAUAAAAAAAUGAAUUCAUUGUACAAAAAUUAAUUUAUUUUACAUUUUUACUAAAAUGUGCAUUUGAACUAAGAUAUUUAUGGUACAAAUUUUGUAUUUUGUAAUUUUUAUUAAAAAAGAAUUAUUCCCUCUCUCCUCCACAUACUCCCCUCAGCAAUAUUAGAAUACAAAUUCUUAAAAUUUAGAAUUUGAAAUUUAGAAGAUGUUUUCCGAACUGUUUGCAUUGUUUUCAAUUUAUUGACAUAAAAAAACAAAUACCUUUUUGAUGAAAUUAAAACCAUUCAACUUAUAUUUAUUCACUUUUUUUAACAAAAUAUAUAUUCAUGAUGUUAAUAUUAGGCGAGCUGGCAGAGUAGUUAGCACGCCAGGCAAAUCGCUUAUUUGUAUUACGUCCAUCUUUAUAUUCUGGGUUCAAAUUCUACCAAAGUCGACUUUGCCUUUCAUCCUUUUGGGGUCGAUAAAAUAAGUACCAGUUGAGCACUUCCCUUCUCUUCCCUUAAAAUUGCUGGCCUUGUGCCAAAAUUUGAAACCAUUAUUAGGUGUUAACCCUUUGCCUCUCCAAAUUAUUUUCACAAGUUUAUCCUAAACGCCCAGGCUUGUUUCCCUUUUUUAGUUAACCCUUGUUUUCUACAUUCUGAAUAAUAAAAGUUUUCCUUUCAUAAGUUACUCUGAUAGUUGAAAAAAUACUGGGAAUGUGUAUCAUAUCUGAUACCAGGGAAAUAUAUCUUGAGUAUCACAUGCGAUACACAGGACAGGCAAUGGUUAAAUACUAAUCUUCAGAAAUGCUUAGUGGUAUUUUGUCUGCCGUUACGUUCUGAGUUCAAAUUCCACCGAGGUCAACUUUGCCUUUCAUCUUUUUGGGAUUGAUUAAAUAAGUACCAGUUAUGCACUGGGGUUGAUGUAAUCAACUUAAUCUCUUUGUCUGUCCUUUGUCCCCUCUAUGUUUAGCCCCUUGUGGGCAAUAAAGAAAUAAAUAUUAAGUUAAUGAAGACUAGGUCACAUGAUACAUUUGCCUUAGAUUCUUAACCAGUAAUAUAAAUAAUUUAGGAUAAAAGCCUAUUCUAAGCUUUCUAUUGACUCUAUUGGGUCAAAAUGAGUAGGAAAGUAAAUUUUUAAAAAGGCCCACAAAAACAAACCACACCCAAGCAAUAUAAAAUUGUAUAUGAAUAUAAAUAAAUCGUUAUCAUUAAAGAACUGAAUUGCAUCUCAACAAACCUAACGAAAUUGUUUGCAGACAUUAUUCAGUAUUGAAAUUAUAAUUAUUCUGCUCAUUGAACCGUUUAACAUUCAGAUUAAUCUGUCAAAUGUAAUGCUUAUUUAUUCACAUUGUGUAGAAUUAAUCAUGAAUUAUCUCAGAGCUUUGAGAUUUCGAUGGUGUGGUUGUUUGAUUUUUAGAAUGACAUUGUAAGGUAGGUGCAAGAGGCGGGAUCUGGCUGGUUCGAACAUAAAGCAGGUAAAGUAUUCAGGCUGGUUUAAAUGCUAAAGGGUUAAAAAACAUUGAGGCUGUGUAUCAUGUGUGAUGUGUGAACUCCAGGGAAAUAUGUUCUGUGCAUCACAUGUGAUACACAGGCAAAGGGUCGAUAUUGAUGACAGUGGCAGAAAUGUUAAGGGUGCCUGUGGCAGUGGUGGUGUUGAUGCUGGUAUUAAUGAUGUUAGAGUUUAAGGCAGUGAGUUGGCAGAACCGUUAGCACGCUGGAUGGGAUGCUUAAUGGCGUUUCGCCCAUUCCUAAAUUCUGAGUUCAGAUUCUGUCAAGGUUGACUUUGCUUUUCAUUCUUUUGGGGUCAAUAAAAUAAGUACCAGUUGAUCCACUUGCCCCUCCACCACCUCAAAUUGCUGGCCUUGUGCCAAAAUUUGAAACUAUUAUUGAUGUGAGAGUUUCAUGAAAUCUAAGUAGAAUCUAAUGUUAUGUUCGAAGAACGUUUUUCUUUGAAAAUGGUACAGCCAUGGUUAUGUGGUUAAAAUGUUUGUUUCCAAAUCAAAUGUUUUUAGGUAGAGUCAUGGCUGGAUCAUGAACUUGCUUAAUAAGGACUGACUUAGCAUGGAAAAACUGAUGUAAAAAAAGAGUUCUGCCUAAAAUGUUAUUCUUUCUGUUUUAUGUUCAAACUGACCAGAUCCAGACUCUCACACCAAUCCUACAAUAUCAUUCUAAAAAUAUAUAAUCACACGAUUAUCUCAUGAGAUAAUGCAUGAUUAAUUCAAGAUAUUGUAAAUAGAUAAGCAUUACAUUUGACAGAGCAGUCUGAAUGUUAAAGGGUUGACCUCACUUCUUUUCAUGGCAUGAGUAAUUAACUGUUUUACUAAUUUUAUUAAUUGUCUUUUACCAACAUAAAUCCUCGUUAGUUUCUGCAGAUUCUUGUAUUUUCCUUAACCUGAUCUACUCUGGUAUAUAAGUGUAAUCAAGCAGUUUAAUUACUUGGUCCAUUAUUUUGUACUUGUAUUUUAUUUCUCAACCAUUCAUCCAUCCAUCUUCUCCACCCACUGUUCCUGGAAGGGUUGCAGGGGUAGGGUCCUCAGGUGCCUUCUCCAUAGGGUCCUGUCAGCAGCAACCAUCAUUACACUUUCUAACCGAAUUACCAAGCAUGACCAGCUGAUACUGUAAAUAUUCUCCAACCAUCUUGUUAUUGGUCUACCCUUGUCUCUCCUGCUGAUUAGCAUGGCUUGAAGAAUUUUCCUUGUGAUUCUUUCCUGCAACAUUCUAAUCACAGGUCCUCAGUUCCAGAGCUGUGACCCCUCAAUGCAUAAGAAGUAGUUAUUCAUGUAUGUCAGUGGAUCUGGAAGGACACCAAAGUAAUCACAAUAUGAGGUGAAAAUCCUAAAUUUUUUUUCUGAAUGGGAGACAGGAGAGGGUGCUCUAAUUAUGAGGAAUUGUCUCAUUAAGCAUCCCUAGUAUACACUACAUUUAGUGUCUGGAAAAAAAGAUGUAAGGGAAUUGUUGAGCCCAAGACGAAGAACAGUGUGGCUUCCACCCUGGAUACAGCACAACCGAUCUAUUUUAUUAUUUUUUUAAGGAAAUCAACCAAAAGAAUUAUGUAUUUUCACAAGAACAUUCUAAUUUGGGGCAAAACCCCCAAAUUUCAUAUAAUGACUUUUUUAUUAUUCAGAAAGUAAACUUUAAUGAUAAGAAUCUUAUUAAGGACAAGCUUUUAAUGUCAGUUCUUGACCUGGUACCCACCUUUCCACCCAAAGACACACCUUUAUAUGAUCAGGGUGGUAUUCAUUGCAUUUAGUUAUUUUUUUAUAAAUGACAUUUUUUCUGAAAACAGCUUUUUUCUUUUUUUGAUAAAAUCAAUUGAAUUGACAAGUUCAAAGUACAUAAAAGAAAUCGUACUCAAUCAUAUACGUAUACACACAAGCAUGUAUUCACACAUACAUAAUCAUUCUCACAGACAUGUAUACACAUACACACACAUACAAUUCCAUAUCCUGACUAUUAUCAUCUUUUUUUUUUUCUAUUAUAACCCCCUACUUCCUACAAAACGAAGUCAUCCACCAUGUUAGAAAUAGCAGCCAAAUCUGCCUCAUAUCAGUUACUUUGGACAAGGAUAUAGUUUUGGAUAGACGAGCCUGGAAAAAAAUUUUGUAGGAUGGUCAUUGUUGGAAUGUCUUUUGAUCAUAAAUCUAUUUGAUGAAGACUGAUCUCAGACUUAAAACUCCACAACAACAGCAAGAACAACCUCUGCUUGGCCACUUUAUACUAUAAACAUAGUUUUAUUCUAUGUCUGCUCUUUGUAUCUCCCAACACUACUAUAACAGACUCUGCUCCUAUUAACUUAUCAAGUAACAACACUUCCAUUCCACCAGUCUCCCCUCACCACUUCUGUUUUCCUCAAGAACAACAGUUUUUAACCUGGAAGAAAUCACCACCGCCAUAGGGUGGGGAUGGGGUAAAAUUUGGGGAUUUCAGCAUGGAACCGGAAUCCCACUUUUUUAUGGUCCCGAUUCUAGGUCGACAUAAUUUCACUUCCCUAACCCCUUUGGUUGUCUUUGAGAAAAAUGUCCCCUUUUUUCGCAUCAUUUCUUUCCCUUGAAAGAUAGACACUUUGUGCCUAGUCAAAUAUUAUCAGAUUUUUAUGGGAAAAUACCUUGUGGUGUUAUAAUCCUAUCCUUUUAUCUUUUUGUUUCCUUCUUUUACUUGUUUUAGUCAUUAAUCUGUGGCCACGCUGGGACAGCGCCUUGAGAAAUUUUAGUCAAACAAAUCAACCCCAGUAUAUAUAUUUCUGAAGCCUGCUGCUUAUUCUAUUGGUCUCUUUUGCCAAACCGCUAAGUUACAGGGAUGUAAACACACCUACACCGGUUGGUGAGGGACACACACACACAUAUAUGAUGGGCUUCUUUCAGUUUCCAUCUACUAAAUCUACUCACAAUUCUUUGGUCAGCACAAGGCUAUUGUAGAAGACACUUGCCCAAGGUGCCACAUGGGACUGAACCCAGAACCAUGUGAUUGGGAAGCAAGUUUCUUACCACUCAGUUACACCUGCAUCUUUUUACAUUCCGCAUUCAAAUCCUGUCUCUUGUCCUUCUGGGCUUGAUAAAAUAAAGUACCAGUACUUGAUGUACUCACCCAAGUACUGAUUAACCCCUUUCCUCAAAUUUCAGAGCGCGUGUUUCAGUAGAAACUCUAAUUCAUCAAACAAAUAUUUAUCAGCAUUAUUUCCAAUUCUUUAUUGUACUGUGUUCAAAUCCUGCCGUGGUAAACUUAGCCUUUGAUUUUUUUUUUUUUUUUAGGCAGGGAGGGGUUUCGAUAAAUUAAGUAUCAGUCAAGUACUGGGGUUGAUGUAAUCGACUAACUCCUUUCCCUAAAAUUACAGGCCUUGUGCCAAAACUUGAAACUUAUUAUUAUUAUUAUUAUUAUUAUUGGUGGUGGUUUAAGCAAUACUAUAUUUAGAUAAUAACACGAAAUAAUUUGAAAAAAAAAACAUUUUUAAAAAUUAUAAUAUUAAUUAAUAAACAAUAAAUAAUGAAUACAGAAUUAUUCUUAUUAUUGUUUUUAAGGCGGUGAGCUGGCAGAAACGUUAGCAUGCUGUCUUUACGUUCUGAGUUCAAGUUCCGCCAAAGUCGACUUUGCCUUUCAUCCUUUCGGGGUUGAUAAAUUAAGUACCAGUUACACACUAGGAGCGAUGUAAUUGACUCGUUCCCUCCCCACAAAUUUCAGGCCUUGUGUCUAUAGUAGAAAGGAUUAUUAUUAUUAUUAUUAUUAUUGGUGGUUAAAGUAAUAUCAUCUUAAGAUAAUCACACGAAAUAGUUUGAAAAAAAAAAAAAAGAAAAAAUUACAAUAUUAAUUAAUAAAUAAUGACUACAGAAUUAUUAUUAUUAUUAUUGAAGGUGGUGAGCUGGCAGAAUCGUUAGCAUGCCGAGCAAAAUAUUUAGCGGCAUUUUGUCCGUCUUUACAUUCUGGGUUCAAAUUCCACCAAGGUUGACUUCGCUCUUCAUCCUUUCAGGGGGUAGGUUGGUCAAUAAAUUAAGUACCGGUUAUGUACAGGGGUCAAUGCAAUCGGAUAGCACUCUCCCUCAAAAUUUCAGGCCUCGUGCCUUUAGUAGAAAGGAUUAUUAUUAUUAUUAUUAUUAGUGAAACUAGCAGAAUCAUUGGAGUUAUCAAGAAAAAAUGCCUUACAGUAUUUGCGUUGGUAGUUUCCAUUUUAAGUUCAAAUCCCACCAAGGUCAGCUAUGCAUUUCAAUAAAAUACCAGUCAUGUAGUGAGGUUUAUAUAAUGAGCUUGCCCCUCCUUUCAACGUUGCUGCCUUGUGCUUAUAAUAGAAAGAAUCAUCAUUAUUAUUAUUAUCAUUAUUAUUAAUAUCAUUAUUAUUAUUAUUAUUAUUAUUAUUAUAAUUAUCAGAUGCUUUAUUGCAGUGAAGUGGGCUUGUAAUCAGUUUGAAUCCCCAGCUGGAAAUGUGUCACUUCCCUAAUGGUUAAAUGUAAAAUCCUUAUUGUUGUAAUUGAGUUAUUUGGUAUGAAUUUCCCAGGAGUUACAAAAGUCCACAGACAUGUUUCUGUUUUCUUCCAUUUUUCCAAAGUGCUUCGUUUUAGUUGCUAAAAAAUCCCUGGAGGAAAACCUUUCAACGUCACACAUAUUCUCAUCUUUUUAUAUUUGAUAUUCCAUGUCUCAGUAAGCAACCAUGUAUAUUUAUUUAUGUGUUCUAUGGUGAUAUUGAAAAUAUAUGAAUAAAUGAAUAUGUGUGUA
Molecule: messenger RNA, 12331 nt
Organism: Octopus bimaculoides (California two-spot octopus)
Lineage: Eukaryota; Metazoa; Mollusca; Cephalopoda; Octopoda; Octopodidae
Product: dual specificity protein phosphatase 3
Biological process (GO): negative regulation of MAPK cascade; protein dephosphorylation
Cellular component (GO): cytoplasm
Molecular function (GO): MAP kinase phosphatase activity; protein tyrosine/serine/threonine phosphatase activity
Source: RefSeq, a predicted model, not a curated record